Aureobasidium melanogenum CBS 110374 is the source of this 1032-nucleotide messenger RNA. RefSeq lists its product as uncharacterized. Gene Ontology annotation, cellular component: cytoplasm. Lineage: Eukaryota; Fungi; Ascomycota; Dothideomycetes; Dothideales; Saccotheciaceae. The transcript has 4 exons. Gene Ontology annotation, molecular function: glutathione transferase activity. The record is from RefSeq and is a predicted model, not a curated record. Bases 1 to 1032 code for a protein of 343 amino acids.
AUGGCUACCGAAGACAAGAAGAAGGAUAUUCUCGAUUGGGUUGAUCCCAAGGACAAGUCUGGAGAGUUCAAGAGACAACAAUCCACCUUCCGUGAUUUCAUCAAGAACGAGCCAGGUGCAGAGUUCCCUGCCGAGAAAGGCAGAUACCAUCUCUAUGUCUCAUAUGCAUGCCCCUGGGCACACCGUGCUCUAAUCGUCCGUAAGCUCAAGGGUCUUGAGGAUAUCAUCUCUUACACUUCUGUCCACUGGGAGAUGCUCGAGAAGGGCUGGAGAUUUGCCAAGCCUGACGAAGGUGUUCCCGGAGACAACACCACACCCGAUCCUCUGCACGAAGGCUAUACUCAUCUUCGGGAUAUCUACUUUGAGAACAACAAGGACUAUGAAGGUCGCUUCACUGUACCUACUCUCUACGACAAGAAGCAAAAGCGCAUCGUCAACAAUGAGAGUAGUGAAAUCAUCAGAAUGAUGUAUCACGCAUUUGACGAUCUGGUUGCCGAGAAGUUCAAGAAUGUGGAUCUUCUCCCUUCAGACCUCGAAAAGCGUAUCGACGAGACCAAUGAGUGGACUUACAAUGAUAUCAACAACGGUGUCUACAAGUCAGGCUUUGCCACAACACAAGAGGCCUACGAGAAGAACGUCAAGACUUUGUUCAAGUCGCUGGAUCGCGCAGAGGAGGACCUUGCCAAAUCUGGCGGUCCCUACUAUCUAGGCGACAAGCUAACCGAGCUCGAUGUGCGCCUCUACACAACCAUCAUCCGGUUCGAUGCCGUCUACGUUCAACACUUCAAGUGCAACAUCCGUGACAUCCGCAGUGGCUACCCUAACCUACACAAGUGGGUGCGUAACCUGUACUGGAACCACGAUGCCUUCAAGAGUACCACCGAGUUCACUCACAUCAAGUGCCACUACACAAAAUCGCACAAGCAGAUCAAUCCGUUCUCGAUCACGCCUGUCGGUCCAGUGCCAGACAUUCUUCCUCUCGAUCAGGAUGUGCCCGCAGCUGCUGCUGCCAUCCGUACGACAAACCAGUAA